CUUCCUUUCGAGGUCCAUGUUGAAACCGUAAACACAUGGGCGAAUAACACAAGAAUUAUUUACACAAAAUGCGUAUCGAAAAGUGUUAUUUUUGCUCCGGACCGAUCUACCCCGGGCAUGGGAUGAUGUUUGUUCGCAAUGACUGCAAGGUAUUUAGAUUUUGCAGAUCGAAAUGUCACAAGAACUUCAAGAAGAAGCGCAAUCCAAGAAAGACCAGAUGGACCAAAGCUUUCAGAAAAGCUGCUGGCAAAGAACUGACAGUGGAUAACUCGCUGGAGUUUGAAAAGCGCAGAAAUAUUCCUGUCAAAUACCAGAGAGAGUUAUGGAACAAGACAGUGCAGGCCAUGAAGAAGGUCGAGGCCAUCAAACAGAAGCGACAGGCUCGUUUUAUCAUGAACAGACUGAAGAAGGGCAAAGAGCUGGAGAAGGCAGAAGCUAUCAACGAAGUCAAGAAAAACAUCCACCUCAUCAGAGCAUCGCAUGCAGGAAAAACCAAACAGCUGGAAGACAAAAUGGUGCAGAAACUGGCAGAAGACGUGGAAAUGGCUGAUUAAGCAUUUUCUGGCCUGAGCUACGGUCGAAUGAGACUCUUAAAGAAAACACAUAUUGUUUGUAGGUUACAGGCCUUAAAAAAAUAAUACUCUGAAGAGAGAUUAUGCAUAAUCUGUAACUGUCCAUUCGUUCUCCUAAAGCCACUUGAAUGUGAUGUUCAUGGGAAUCUGAGCAAGCUGAAACCCUGAAUCUUAUUUGUUGACUGGUUUAGGUUUGAAUUUUGUCCAAGUUAACACGUAAAUGGCAGCCAGAGAACAGAAUUAGAUUUAAAGUUAAGCUGAGUGGCAGUUUUAACCCCAAUUUACUGACAGCUAUGUCAGUAAAUUGGUGUAGUUAAAGUAUCUCUAAAACUCACCUUCCUGCUUCUUGUUUUAUUUAUCAUUGCAGUGAUCAUUUUUAUCAUUCUUCCUUUUGACAACAACACAUUUAAACAGCAUAACAUUUGUAAUAAAAAUACAACAAUAAA
Molecule: messenger RNA, 1018 nt
Organism: Clarias gariepinus (North African catfish)
Lineage: Eukaryota; Metazoa; Chordata; Actinopteri; Siluriformes; Clariidae
Gene: rsl24d1
Product: ribosomal L24 domain containing 1
Exons: 6
Coding region: 69-554 (161 amino acids)
Biological process (GO): ribosomal large subunit biogenesis
Cellular component (GO): nucleolus
Source: RefSeq, a predicted model, not a curated record